CGGACACAGACACCGAGACCGAGAGGACGCGACGACCCGGGAACAUAGGAGCCUUCGCCAUCGGGACACGGAUUCGCAGCACCAACGAGCGCGACGUUAUGAACCGCUAUGCGAAGGACCGGAAUCCGCCAUGGUGGAACCGGCGCACGCGAAUGGAGCGGACGCUGUGCGGCGUCACCACGGUGUCCAUGGUCAUGUUCCUGGCCAUGGCGGUGGCCCUGGCCGUCCUCGGAUACCACUACCAGGAGAACCUCGGGCGCAGCGGCGUGCCCUUCCCCUCGAACGCGGACCGACUCAUCGGAAGCGCAGGGGUCGGAGAAGACAGCGCCAAGCUCUGCCUCUCGCCGGGCUGCGUCAACGCCGCGUCCACCCUGCUCCAGAACAUGAACCAGAGCGUGGACCCGUGCGAGAACUUCUACGAGUUCGCGUGCGGCGGCUGGGUGCAUCGGCACCUCAUUCCGGAGGACAAGUCUUCGCUGUCCCAGUUCUCCCUUAUCCAGGACCAACUGGACGCUAAACUGCGCACGCUGGUCGAGGAGCCGCCGCAGGACUCCGAGCCAGGCUUCAUCCACAAGAUGAAGCACAUGUACCGGUCCUGCUUCAACACCAGUCUUAUCGACUCGUACGCCGAGGAGCCUCUGCAGAAGGUUCUGAAGGUGCUCGGAGGCUGGCCUGUGGUCGAGGGACCCGGAUGGAACGCGUCCAAGUUCCACUGGCUGGACGCGCUCAUACAGUACCGCAACUUCGGCUACAGCCAUGACAUUCUGCUCGACCUGUCUGUCAUCCCGGACUUCCGCAACAACACGCGGUACAUCAUCGACUUGGAUCAGACGUCCCUGGGGCUCCCGGAUCGCACCUACCUGCUCAAGGGGCUGAACGACAGCGCCGUGGCGGCCUACCUGAAGCUCAUGACGGAGGCCGCCCAGUUGCUCGGUGCCGACAAGAAGUCAGCAGAGGCCGAGCUCCGGGAGGCGCUCCAGUUCGAGACCACGCUGGCCAACUAUUCGUUGCCACGCGAAGAAAGGCGCAACAUAAGCAGGCUGUACAACAAGAUGCCCCUGUACGAGCUCAAGAAGCUCGCACCACAGAUCGACUGGGACCGCUACUUCAACUCGCUGCUCGUCGACAAGGUGGCCUCGGACGAGCCCAUCAAUGUGGUCGUGCCCGAGUUCGUGCAACAGUUCGAGUCUCUAAUCCUGCGCACGCCGGCGCGCACCGUCGCUAACUACAUGGUGUGGCGCGUGGUGCUCCAGUCGUACGCCACGCUGGGCAAGCCAUGGCGCGAGCGGCUCCAAGAGUUCAACGCAGUGCUGACGGGCAAGACUCGCGAGACAGCCCGCUGGGAGCAGUGCAUGGGCUCGCUCACGGGCUCCCUGGGCAUCGCGCUGUCCUCGCUCUACGUGCGGCACUUCUUCCAGGAGGACAGCAAGGGCGCAGCGCUGGACAUGGUUAACUUCAUCCUCAAGGAGUUCGUGGCCAUCCUAGACGACAUAGACUGGAUGGACGAGCAGACGCGGCAACGUGCCCGGCAAAAGGCCCAGGCAAUCCAGCCGUACAUCGGAUACCCCGAGGAGCUACUGCGCGACGCGCUAGUGGAAGAGCACUACCGCAACGUGACGCUGCGACCAGACGCGUACUUCGAGAACAUCAUGCGGCUGCGCAAGUGGUCCACGGACUACGCCUUCGGGCAGCUGCGCAAGCCGCACAUCAAGGGCGAGUGGAAGAAGCACGCCCAGGUUGCUGUGGUAAACGCCUACUACAACAGCCUGGAGAACUGCAUCGAGUUCCCUGCUGGCAUCCUGCAGGGAGCCUUCUUCUCUAAAGAUCGGCCCAGCUAUAUGAAUUACGGCGCCAUCGGAUUUGUCAUCGGCCACGAAAUUACACACGGCUUCGACGAUCGUGGGCGUCAGUUCGACAAGGACGGCAACAAUAUCAACUGGUGGGAGCACGAGACAGACCUCAAGUUCCGCCAGAGGGCUCAGUGCAUCGUGGAGCAGUACGGAAACUACACGGUAUCCGAAGGCACCAUGAAGGUGAACGGCGUGAACACACAGGGUGAGAACAUCGCCGACAACGGAGGCAUCAAGGAAGCCUUUAACGCUUACAAGAAGUGGGUGAAGGAAAACGGUCCGGAGGCCGGGCUGCCGGGCCUCAAGUACACCCCAUCGCAGCUCUUCUGGAUCAGCGCCGCCAAUGUAUGGUGCGGCAAGUACCGGCCCGAGGUCAUGAAGCUCCGCAUCCUCUCGGGCUCGCACAGCCCGGCUCCAUUCAGGGUCAUCGGUCCCAUGUCCAACACGCCUGAGUUUGCCGCGGAGUUCAACUGCCCGGUCGGAUCUCCCAUGAACCCAGUCAACAAGUGCACUGUCUGGUGAUUCCCGACCUCCUCGGAAUAAGAUCUGAUCGCUCUCGCAACCCCAAGGAGCAUGCGUCGUCCACUUCCUCUCGCGGCACCCUCUCACCCGAAGGGGAUUUUCCGCGGUACGCCCCUCCUUCCCAACAGGAUCCCGAACACGGGGUCCUAACCGGUGUCUCACUUUCGACCCCACUUUUGACCACACCAUCCCUGCCGUCGAGGGCCAGGCGCCGCAUAGUCAACGCGAACCCUCAUUGUCAAUCCCAUCGCCCCCACCAAUAGCUAGACUGGCAGCGGGAUACUCCUUGUAUGCUCUUGGGAUUCCAUCUACGGCCCCCUCAGGUUGCAGUCUACGGAUAUGGCGGAAUCACAAUGUCUUGUCGUGAUGGCUAUGGCGUGCAGCAUCUGUGAUUCAGUUAAACUUUUCAUUACACCCAUGUACAGACUACUACAAUAUGAAAGACCCAAUCGCCGUGGCAGUUUAUGCGGUGCUGCUAUGUAUAGACGCUUUCAGCGCGCGCCAAAUUCAGCCGCCAUAGCCGACCUUCUCUUGUCUUACCGAGAUGUCGAGCGACUGAAGCGGGCGUUGACGAGUCUCCACAAGGGCCUAUGCUGGGGAGAAGGACACGGUAGAAUCUGAAAUGGCAAUUACCUGUCCUGCUGUGGUAAUGAAGAAGUGGAUCGAACGAAAUAAGAGGAAACAAAAGCUGAAGGUCGGUUAUGGCGGCGCCCAUGCACAGCUGCCUGAAAGCGUCUAUACUUCGGUCAGAGGCCCUUCUCAGAGACACAAUAGAAGAAGGUCAAUUUACUUUCCCACUCCUUGCAAUGUGAACGCGGCCUAAGCGAAUGCCGCAGAACCGCCAGCAACUGCCUCGUGGAAGGGGUCAUACGCAUUGUUGGAGAAAGUACAUUCUUUCAGCGCCAUUACUCGCACGUCAUCAAGGUUGCCAACCUGCCAAGCCGCGGUCCAAGAACUUGUCCACAGAUGACGCCAUGAACGCAUAAGGUCAUUGUCAAAAAACGCAAAGCGUAUGGUCACGUCGUCUGCGCAUUUUGAGCAGCCUCACGCCAAAGUUUGUACGAACAGGGACUCUAAAUUGUUCACUUGGCGAGAAAGUCGGCGAGAUCGCCUACCGCUGCGAUUGGCCAGCGCAGAUAUCUCGCCGACUUUCUUACCGAGUGUCCAACUUAGAGCUCCAGAGCGGUCCCUCCAGCCCUUCAUUUCUCAGCGGUCAUCUUCGUCGUGCGGUGUCCUGCCCUCGGCCGGUCGAGUUCAGGCGCGCUGCCCGCUCGCAGCGAGCGUCGGCCCUUCUGCGGGUCUUGUACAUAGAUCGCGCGUUAUCGGCACACGGUCCUGUCGUCGCGCUCUUGUUUUCUCACACCCCUGCUGGGUGAAAUAAAAGUGAUACAUUCA
Messenger RNA from Ixodes scapularis (black-legged tick), 3767 nucleotides. RefSeq names its product neprilysin-2. The coding region runs from base 99 to 2372 and encodes 757 amino acids. NCBI's taxonomy places the organism in Eukaryota, Metazoa, Arthropoda, Arachnida, Ixodida, Ixodidae. Gene Ontology annotation, cellular component: plasma membrane. The transcript is spliced from 14 exons. Gene Ontology annotation, molecular function: metalloendopeptidase activity. The record is from RefSeq and is a predicted model, not a curated record. Gene Ontology annotation, biological process: protein processing.